Salvelinus sp. IW2-2015 is the source of this 1312-nucleotide messenger RNA. Lineage: Eukaryota; Metazoa; Chordata; Actinopteri; Salmoniformes; Salmonidae. The record is from RefSeq and is a predicted model, not a curated record.
UCUCUCUUAUCUUGCUCUCUCUGUUCCUUUCUCUGCCCCUCCCUCUCCCAUCCUCACCCUGACCACUGGAGCAGCAUGAGGAUGGACUUUAAAUACCUGAAGGAGUACCUGGGCUGGCUGUACUACCAGUACCUGCUCAUCACAGGCAUAUAUGUGCUUGAGCCCUGGGAGCAGUCCAUCUUCAACUCUGUCCUCUUCUCCUCCAUGGCCAUGGUCAUCUACACCUCCUACGCCUUCGUGCCUGUACACGUGCGUCUGGCACACAAGUUCUUCUCCGGAAUCUGCGGGGAACAGCCAGAGAGCACCAUGGCACUCAUAAACUAAGCAGUGGAUGGAUGGGAUGGAUGGCAGGAAGGAGAUUGGGAAUGAGAAGGGAGGACCCCCUAUCUAAGAUGUUGACAUUUGACCUUGACCUCACUUGACUCGAUGGCUGUCUGACCUCUCAGUUCUCUCUCACCACCCUCUCACCAUACAGUCACCCACUACUCCCACAAUCCACAAUACUCUACUACCUACUCAGCAAAGGAAGGCUGAGUUUAGGAUGUUUCCCCUUACCCCUGGUAUUAUACUAUACAUCACUGUACGCUACUUUCACACCUUUGCUGUGAAACGCCUUGUUUUUUCCAGAAAUAUGAAAUGUGGUUUGUUCUUUUUUAUUCUCCUCACUCUGUAAUAGUGUGAAUGCAUAUCACAUCUCUGUGUUUUGCGUUUGCCUGCAGGUAAUGCCACUUAUCUCUGACUGUUGACGGCUGUCUGAUAUAGGGUGAGACAUUACCGAUCACAAUACAUUUACAUGCACUUAAACCCACUGGACAAUGCUAAUGAUGACUGACUGCACUGGAGUGAUUGACUGCACUCCAAUUACUGAGUCAUAAAGCAAAUCUUUCCUAAGCCUAGUCUCCUGCUAUACAACGUAAUCAGAGACAUUGAGACCAGGCAAAGAUUACAAGGUUUUUAAAUUUUCCUCCCAACCCUAAAUAUGUCUGAUGAUUUGUCAAUGAAUACAUUGAUCAAACUGAACAAUCAUAUCCUUGUGUGCACAGCCCUGUCCCCCAUCCACAGUGUUUUUACUGUUGCUAUGCUUGGCAAGAGGAAAUAUUAGCUCUCUGGUUCAGGCUUUGUUUUGUCAUUCACUUAAGGACCUUCUGAUUUAGUCUGUAUAUGAUUUGUAACUAUAUUUAUAUUGAUAUUUAUAUGCACUGGUAAAGCUUGGCUGGUUACAAUGUAAAUUACGAAAACAAUUUGUUUUCUCUUGUGGCCAUGUACAGUACAUUCAGGAAGUAUUCAGACCCCUAGACUUUUUCCACAUUUU